Messenger RNA from Suillus clintonianus, 441 nucleotides. RefSeq names its product translation machinery associated TMA7. Lineage: Eukaryota; Fungi; Basidiomycota; Agaricomycetes; Boletales; Suillaceae. The coding region runs from base 61 to 249 and encodes 62 amino acids. The transcript is spliced from 5 exons. The record is from RefSeq and is a predicted model, not a curated record.
AAAUCAGGUCAAUCGCUGACCUAGCUGUGCAUAACCUUCUGCAGUCUGUCAGGUUCAUCGAUGUCGAGACAAGGUGGAAAGCUGAAGCCUCUAAAGGCUCCAAAGAAGGAACAUAAGGAUGAAGAUGAUGAAGAUAAGGCCUUCAAGGAGAGAAAGAAGGCCGAAGAGGCUGCUACGAAGGCUGCAAGGGACAAAGCUGUCAAGGGUGGUCCUCCUGGUGGCGGAAUAAAGAAGUCGGGAAAGAAAUAGACAGUUUUGGAUGAUAUCUAAAUUCUCCAUCUGACCGGCUGUUAUUAUGAUCAAUUUUCCCUGAUUAUAUAUGCUGAUGUACGGCCAACUUGAACUGAGAUUGGUCGAUCAGGUGGAUUAUUCUGCUGUGCAAUACAUGACUGGUUAUGUAUACUAUCUGUUGUUGCCUGUUGCCUUGAGUAUCGUCCUCUA